Messenger RNA from Desarmillaria tabescens, 366 nucleotides. RefSeq lists its product as uncharacterized. The record is from RefSeq and is a predicted model, not a curated record. The coding region runs from base 1 to 366 and encodes 121 amino acids. The transcript has 3 exons. NCBI's taxonomy places the organism in Eukaryota, Fungi, Basidiomycota, Agaricomycetes, Agaricales, Physalacriaceae.
AUGAUUACCAACAACCAACUUAUCCAAACCACCAGUUACUUGUUCGCCAUCGCUAUUGCAAUGGUACUAUCCGUCAUGGUCUUCGUAAAGGACAUUCUCGCUCUUAUCACAUUCCGCACGUCAUGCACUGCCGUGCCGGAAUAUCCUCGCAUUCCCGUUGCGGUCAAGGUCGAAGUCGUUACCACACAAUACUCGACGGUUGAACCAUCGUCGUCUUUCUCCGACUCUACCUUGAUUGAAAUAUCAUCAGAACGCUACGGCGGCGCACGACUUGUCCUGAACCAUACGGUCUUGAAGGAGAUUAUCCAGACCGCCCAGGCCACUGAAGUCAUCGAUAACACACUCGUGCGUGGACCGCUGCCAUAG